AAAACUCAAGGUCGUCCCUGGCUAGAACAAUUAGCAGGUCGACGAAGCAUGGAGAAACAGAUAUUUGGCUUAAAAUUCGCAGCAAAACAAAUGCAACGUUGUGCAAUUCGUUGCAACAAAGACGAAGUGGAGUCUAAGAAUAAAUUAAAGGCUGCUAUCAAGAAGGGGGACCAUGAAGGUGCAAGAAUCCAUGCAGAAAAUGCGAUUCGACAUAAGCACACUGCAACCAGCUAUCUGAGACUUGCUGCGCGAAUCGAUGCUGUUGUCUCUAGGGUUCAGACAGCCAUGACUACCAAGAAUUUUACUAAGAGCAUUAUGACAGUUGUCAAUUGUAUGGAAAACGCAGCCAAGUCUAUGGAUAUGGAAAAGGUUAGCUGUCUCAUGGAUAAAUUCGAAAGAGAAUUCGACAACAUGGAUAUACAGUCAAAGGUUUGUUUAGUUAUUUAUGUUGGUUUCACUUAAAUAGCUUGUGAGCUCCUCGCUAGCCAAUGCGAUGUCCAUUUCAACUCCUGAAAAUGAAGUUCAAGGACUGAUAAAUCAGGUAGCUGACGAAACUGGAAUAGAACUGAACUAUGAACUCCCUGGUUCUACUCACGGUUCAGUUUCGGUGGCCCCUAUUUCAGCGGAGGAGGAAGAUGGUCUCACGCAACGGUUAGCUAGACUUAGACAAUCGUGAAAUAGUUUUUUGUUCAGCUGAAUUUGUUUCACUUCAUUUAUUUCCCUUGAUUUCAACUUGAGAUAACCUAACUUUGCGUUUGUAACCUGUUUUGUUGACUUUACUUGAACGUAAUUUGUAUUUAUGAACACUACUUCAAAUCAAGAGUGCAUUGUGAUGUUUCUUUUGGUGUUUUAGAAAUUAUGAUUUGUUUUUAAAGCUA
Messenger RNA from Schistosoma haematobium, 878 nucleotides. RefSeq names its product Charged multivesicular body protein 1b. NCBI's taxonomy places the organism in Eukaryota, Metazoa, Platyhelminthes, Trematoda, Strigeidida, Schistosomatidae. Bases 49 to 462 code for a protein of 137 amino acids. The record is from RefSeq and is a predicted model, not a curated record. Gene Ontology annotation, cellular component: multivesicular body; ESCRT III complex. Gene Ontology annotation, biological process: protein transport; endosome transport via multivesicular body sorting pathway; late endosome to vacuole transport. The transcript has a single exon.